Molecule: messenger RNA, 1277 nt
Organism: Guillardia theta CCMP2712
Lineage: Eukaryota; Cryptophyceae; Pyrenomonadales; Geminigeraceae
Exons: 1
Molecular function (GO): zinc ion binding; carbonate dehydratase activity
Source: RefSeq, a predicted model, not a curated record
AGAUGUUGAAAACAUUGAUCCCGUUGCUCCUGGUGGCCCAUGCUGUUGCAAGCCCAAGCAUCUUGAGUCAUCAAGCGCGACGUGCUGGAUCGCCUUGGAAUUACAAUCAAUGUGAUUCCUCGGAAGGCCCCAUGAAGUGGGGUGGAGUAUGCUCAACUGGCAAGCAGCAGACUCCUGUCGACCUUUGCGGAGCCAAGGCGUUCGAUGGUACUGCUCCAUCUAUCAAGUUUGACUCAGCCAAUUGGGACAAACCGAAUAAGUUUAACAUCAAGAACACUGGCCAUGCCCUCCAGCUCGACGUUACGAGCAACGCUCCUGUCCUCAACGCGGGCAACUUGGCAUUCAGAGUCGGAAGGUCGACCACAGAUGGAGAUUCUACCUGGAAGCUUGCUCAGAUGCAUUUCCACUGGGGUCGUUCCGCAACUGAAGGAAGUGAGCACUACAUCCAAGGAGUUCAGUAUCCCCUUGAAGCUCACUUUGUUCACUUCAACUCCAAAUACCCCACUAUCUCUGAUGCCGUCAGCAGCGGCAACUCGGACGCUCUUCUUGUGGUGGGCCAAAUGUACACUCUUGGCAGCUCCGAGUCUGCUGCUCUUACCACCAUCGGCAAUGAGGCUUCCCGGGCUACGACCGAUGGCGUUGCGAUGAACGGAGACGUCAACUUCGCUCAGCUCGUCAAUGACAAGGCAAGCUUCUACUCUUACGCUGGCGGUUUGACCACUCCUGGAUGCAAUGAAGUUGUCACCUGGAUCGUGAUGGACUCGCCCAUUACCAUCACCAGGGCAACCAUGGACAAGCUGUGGGCUGUCACUAUCCCUGGAUCCACUGAGAAGUUUGCGGUUUACGGAAACUAUCGUCCCCUUCAGCCCAUUGGAGACAGGACCAUCUACACGACUGGAUCAUCCUCCCCAUGCGCUACCCAUGGUGUCAAGGAGCCGGACUUCCAAUGCAGCACUGAUUCGGAAGCUCAGAAGAACCUCACCAUCGUCUCUGCCGUGCUGGGAAGCUUGUUGGGCGUCUCUUUGCUCGCUCUCCUUGUCUUGGGCUACAAGGUUUGCAUGGCCCCUAAGCCUGCCUCCACUGCCGCGCCGAACAUCUCUUUGAAUGCUGAUGACAACGAGCUCAAGUCAAAGACGGCUCCUAUGCAGUCCGCCAAUCCGAUGUUCAUGGCCAUGCCCAUGCAGAACAUCAGCUACGUUCCCACCAACAACACCUUCUCUCUUGGAUAAGCACUUGUGCUUUUUCUGUAAUCACCAAAGUAAAGAUCCUCUGGAAAA